AUGCCGUUCCACCCGGUGACGGCGGCGUUGAUGUACCGGGGCAUCUACACCGUGCCCAACCUGCUGUCGGAGCAGCGCCCGGUGGACAUCCCCGAAGAUGAGCUGGAGGAAAUCCGAGAGGCCUUCAAAGUCUUUGACCGCGAUGGCAAUGGCUUCAUCUCCAAGCAGGAGCUGGGCACAGCCAUGCGCUCCCUGGGCUACAUGCCCAACGAAGUAGAGCUGGAAGUUAUCAUCCAGCGACUGGACAUGGAUGGUGAUGGCCAAGUGGACUUUGAGGAGUUUGUGACCCUCCUGGGACCCAAGCUCUCCACCUCAGGGAUCCCAGAGAGGUUCCAUGGCACUGAUUUUGACACUGUCUUCUGGAAGUGUGACAUGCAGAAGCUGACUGUGGAUGAGCUGAAGCGGCUGCUCUACGACACCUUCUGUGAGCACCUGUCCAUGAAGGACAUCGAGAACAUUAUCAUGACGGAGGAGGAGAGCCACCUGGGCACAGCUGAGGAGUGCCCCGUGGACGUGGAGACCUGCUCCAACCAGCAGAUCCGCCAGACAUGCGUGCGCAAGAGUCUGAUCUGCGCCUUCGCCAUCGCCUUCAUCAUCAGCGUCAUGCUCAUCGCGGCCAACCAGGUGCUGCGCAGCGGCAUGAAAUAGGCACCACCUCUGGGGCACACGGUGCACGGGGGGCCCUCCACACCCACCACCGCCUGCAGGCCUCUCCUCUGCUGCACCCUGGGCCACCACCACUGCGUGCAUUUUGGGGCCUGGAGGUCCAGCGACCCCACCGCACCCCACCCCACCUGCCCUUGCAUGGAGC
Artibeus jamaicensis (Jamaican fruit-eating bat) is the source of this 811-nucleotide messenger RNA. RefSeq names its product calcium binding protein 7 (gene CABP7). The coding region runs from base 1 to 648 and encodes 215 amino acids. NCBI's taxonomy places the organism in Eukaryota, Metazoa, Chordata, Mammalia, Chiroptera, Phyllostomidae. Gene Ontology annotation, molecular function: calcium ion binding. The record is from RefSeq and is a predicted model, not a curated record. The transcript has 5 exons.